UAGAUCAUGUUUUGCACUUUGAAUACACAUAGAAUUGACAUGGACAAGCUCUUAGGAGGGCAAAUUGGCCUUGAAGAUUUCAUAUUUGCACACAUAAAAGGACCAAAAAAGGAAGUGGAUAUUCUUAAAUCCGAAGAGUCACUGGGGCUUACGAUUACAGACAAUGGAACUGGCUGUGCCUUCAUUAAGCGUAUUAAAGAAGGCAGCCUUAUUGACCAAAUCAAAAUGGUAUGCGUGGGUGAUCAUAUAGAAUCUAUAAAUGGGAAAAAUGUUGUGGGUUAUCGUCAUUAUGAAGUUGCCAAGCUACUAAAAGCACUGGAGAAGGGGCAGACAUUUAAGCUACAGUUGAUAGAGCCUAUGAAAGCAUUUGAAAUGAUUGAACCAAGGCUUAAAGGUGGAAGUCUAUCAGAGGCUAAAAUCUCAAGGGGAAGAGAAACACUUCGACUGAGAUCUAAAGGCCCUGCCACUCUGGAAGAAAUGCCCUCUGAUGUUGAAGAAAAAGCAAUAAAGAAAGUUGAUGACCUUCUUGAAAUGUAUAUGGGAAUACGAGAUAUUGAGUUAGCUGCCACAAUGGUAGAAGCUGGAAGAGACAAAAACAAUCCAGAUGAAUUUGCAGUGGCACUUGAUGAAGCUCUGGGAGACUUUGCAUUUCCAGACGAGUUUGUCUUUGAUGUAUGGGGAGCCAUAGGUGAUGCUAAGGAAGGACGAUUGUAAUGAGAAUUGUUCAUUAAUCCUUGUUUGAAGGUAGCAGGUUUUUAAAUAAGUAUUAGAACUGAAUUUAAAUAGCUUGAUUGAUGUCAACUCUGAGCUAAGUUUGUAUAUAUUUAAAAUAUUUCCACUGAAAAUCUUUUGCAAAGAAUACUUUUGCGGUAUGCAUUUUGAAAAAUCUUGGUAUACUGUCUCAAUUAACUGAAAGCUACACAUCUGAAAAAAUAUUUUAUGUACUUUCAUAGAUGAAUAUGUGGGGCAGUUUAAGGAUACACUUAGCAUUCCAUGAAAAUUGAUCUUGUAUUUUGUUUUCCAGACAUGUAGCAUAAUACCAAUAUUUUGAAACUCUGCGAAGGUAUUAGAUACACUGGCUGUAGAAGUUGGUUGAUUUUUUUAUCUCUUUUAAUGAAAAGACUUACAAAACUUGAUAAAAUAAAAAAAUACUUGCCUCUAUUAUAAUGCAAUUAUGCUUUCUUUUCUCAUGUACAUUUUGUAGAUACAAGUCUGUGGUACUGUUAGACAUGGAAAAGUUGCCUUUUAUUAAAGAAAAUUGCAUAGCAACUCACCUUUCUGUGUAGGGGUUAGGUUAAGAGAAAACAUUUUUCCGAGACACUUUGUUUGAAAACAAAUUGAUUUUAAUGUGGUGUACAGCAUAUAAUACCUAAUCUGUUGCUGGGUGGAAAGAUUCAUUAGAAGUGUUUAAAACAAGAUUAUGAGCUGCUACUUAAUUUCUUUGCCAUAUUGUUGGAUAAAAGUUCUCUGACCAGCUAAAGAAUAAAUGAAAGUUAGUUGCUUCUAUUUUAUACACCUGUUAUGUAUAAUGGUAGUGAUCUGGUGCUGAGUGCUGUACUGUAUGACUAGUCAUGGAUUUAUUUAACUUAGCAUGAGCGCUUUGUUGAAUAAAGGCCUUCGUUUCCUUUU
Molecule: messenger RNA, 1629 nt
Organism: Gavialis gangeticus (Gharial)
Lineage: Eukaryota; Metazoa; Chordata; Crocodylia; Gavialidae
Gene: GIPC2
Product: GIPC PDZ domain containing family member 2
Exons: 5
Coding region: 7-714 (235 amino acids)
Molecular function (GO): protein binding
Source: RefSeq, a predicted model, not a curated record